This is a messenger RNA of Schistocerca gregaria, 9565 nucleotides long. RefSeq names its product sorting nexin-4-like. Bases 72 to 1334 code for a protein of 420 amino acids. The record is from RefSeq and is a predicted model, not a curated record. The transcript is spliced from 9 exons. Lineage: Eukaryota; Metazoa; Arthropoda; Insecta; Orthoptera; Acrididae. Gene Ontology annotation, molecular function: phosphatidylinositol binding. Gene Ontology annotation, biological process: protein transport.
UGGAGUAGCUGUCACUUGCUCGUGUAACGGUAAAGUUUGUUAUAGUUUAUGGUGUGAAUUACAUCAAGACAAUGGAAGACAAGAUUAAGAAAGAUUUGCACGAGAAAGAAAAUGCAAAUACCCAGUUAAAUCGCCAUGAAAAGAGGGACACACUUAUAGAUCACAUGGAAAUAUCUGUAACGGAGGCAGAGAAGAGAGAGAAUGGAGCACUCAACAUCCGGGACUUCUAUACUGUCUACUUAAUAGAGACCAAAGUAACAGACCCAGACUGGAAUGGUGCAUAUAGUCGCAUAAGCAGUGUCUGGCGGCGUUACUCGGAAUUUGUUCUUCUGAGGACGUACCUCGAACUGGAGUAUCCUUACAUCGUUCUGCCUCCACUACCUGAGAAGAAAGUUCUGUAUCCAUGGCAGAAGGCAGCCUCGGACACCUUUGACCCCGAUUUCGUCGAUAGACGGCGAGCUGGUCUCGAGAACUUCCUGCUGCGGGUGGCGUCGCACCCGGUGCUGUCACAGGACCACCUGUUUGUCGGGUUCCUGCAGCAGGAGCAGGGCUGGAAGGAGAGCAUCAAGGAGACCGGCUACCUGCAGCUGGCCGAGACUAAGCUCAAGGCACUCAGCGUGUCGGUCCGCCUCCGUAACCCGGACAAGAGGUUCGAGGCCGUCAAGAACUACAGCAACGAGCUGCAGAACAACCUGAACAGUCUGCUACGUGUGCGAUCCAGGAUGGCAGAGCGUCUGUAUACGAUCCACAAGUUGCACGCUAACUAUGGCAGGGUGUUCUCAGAGUGGAGUGCCCAGGAGAAGGAGAUGGGUGACGGGCUGCAGAAAGCUGGGCACUACCUGGACUCGUACGCAGCAGGCAUCGACAUCCCCCUGGAGGAGGAGGAGGUGUUUGCUGACCAGCUGAAGGAGUACCUGUUCUUCGCAGACGCACUGCAGGCAGUGUGCGGGCGGCAGGAAACACUGCAGCUGCGGCUGGAGCAGGCGGAGGCGGCGGCUGGUGCUCUGGUUGCAGAGAAGGACAGUGUGCAAAGAGGUAAAUCAAGCAUAAUCUCACGGCUGUUCGGUUCAGUGGACACGGAUGAGGUGAAGGAGCUGAAGGUGAGCCUGCUGGACCAGCGGCUGCAGGAGGGCCAGAGCAGCGUGCGGCACGCGCGUGAGGAGCUCCUGGACUUUUCAGCAAAUGCAUUAAAAGACGUUGAGAGAUUCCAGCAGCAGAAGGUGGCAGACCUUCGGGAGACGCUCGCUGGAUAUGUCAUGCUGCAGAUCAAUGUCUGCCGAAAGGUCUCAAUGCUUUUCCAAAGUUAUCAGAAAAACAUCCACAGCAACUGGUAAAAGGACUUGCAGCAGUGACAUCUGAGUUUACCAAUGUUUCUGUGAAAAGUGUAAUGUGUGCACGUAAGGAAAGACACAAUACAGUUAACCUGCCAACUCCAGGAAAGACAAGAAAAUGUAACGUUAUUACUGUGUCUGACUAUACACAUAUGAAGCUCAGUGUGAAAUAAGUCUGAGGUAAUAUUAAACAAGGAAGAAUCUGCAGUGUAAUGUUUACAUCAGGAUUGUUUUUACGGUCUGUAGACUGUAUCUACUAUGUAUUUACACACGAUAAUGGCAACUAAUAAAAAUUACAGUUGCAACAAUUGGGUGACAAUUAUAAAUGGAAAUGAUAAUUUUCUUAACUAACACCCGAACAACUGUGAAAUUAAUUCUCCACUUUUCAGCUACUGAUGCCAUCUGAGAAUGUUGUUAGUGUUUUAAUUUUCUUAAUUUGAUUUUAGGGCCUUCAGACUUGGACCCACAUUAGGGAUUGUCUGGAAGCGAUCCCAUAAGUAAUUAGCCUUUUUGAAUAUUCAAAAAGGCGUCAUUGCCCUUCAGAAAUAUUCUGCUAUUUCUUGGAGCUUGUCAUUCGUGCUAUGAAAAAAAAAUUGCAUUCCAUUAGUUUAGACAUCUUGUCAUAUGUUCAUUUCACAGAUUUCUGGAUAUUUUGGGAAUGAAUGUACUCCAAAUUAUGUUGCGAAACUUUUAUAUAUAUUAUAUCUGAAAACUACUGCAUUGGAUGGAGAUAGUCUUUGUAGACAAUAAAUUAGCAAAUUGAUGUAUUUUUUUGAUCUGAUUUAUUAAUUUUUCCUGAAAUUUGUGUAAAGGAAACAUUGUUUGUACUGACUAGAUGAUGUCUAAGAACUUGUAUAUUUGUCAUUUAAAUACUGAUAAAAGACAAUCUUCACUGAAUUGUAAGUAAUUUAUAGGAUAGUGAUUGUGUAAAACUAUUAAGGAUCACUUAUUCCUGUGUGCUAAAAGCAAACUUGAAAUGUAGUAGUGUUUGGAAAACUAUUUGUUGCUUUGACUGUAAUAUUAACUUGUAUUUAUUGUAAUUAUUUUGGUAUGUAGCCUUUUGGUUACAUACAUUAUUUAUUAAAUCACAUUUAUGUGAUACCGAUGUACUGAUCCUGAUGAGUCUCUGUAGGUUUUUUAAAGAAACAGUGGAAUUAAUAAUGAAAUUCUUUGUGUAAAGUCUUGUGGAAAAUUCCUUGCUAUGUUUAUUUCCUUUGUGUAAAGUGUAACAAAGGAAACUCUGACAUGUCUUGAGAUUAACUUUGUCUUUGAUUUGAGAUGAAUUGGAAUAGUUUUAAGUGGUAUCUCUAUCUAUCUAUCUAUCUAUCUUCCCCCCCCCCCCCCCUCCCAAUCUACCCAACCAUAAUAUAUUUCUGGCCUGUUUGUUCACCUUUUUGGCCAGCUCAGAAUGCUUUACACUGUAAUAGGCAAAAGUCUAAAGACUGCUGGCAAGCAGUGUAUGGGUUUCUAUUUGCAGAAACUUCAGAAAAUAAAUAUUUGAAUGAUGAAUCGCUAGUUCUGAAUUUUCUGUUUCAAAAUAUUGUGUGAACUUUUUUGAAGUUGUAGAUCAUGUGCAAUUUUUAAGGGUUGUUACUUCUACACCGCAAUUCUGAAAUAUGUUUUUACUCUGGAUUGAGGUAAAACCCAAUGGCCACUUCUUAGUUCAGAUUUCCAGCACCAGUAACAUAUUCCCUCCCACCUCCCCUUCCUCCCUGUUCUUUCUCCACUUCACCUCAGCAGUUCAUUUGUACAGUGGAAGUAAUUCACUCUGCUCUCUGCAGAACUCUGACAGGGCUAGAAAUAUGUAAACAAAUGGUAUACAUUACACUUAGUCAGUAGUGGUACUUUGUGGCAGGGUAAGAGAUUCUAUAUGGAGAUUGUAGAAGUGUAAAUUAGGAGACAAGGUACUGGCAGAAGUAAAGCUGUGAGGACGGGGCGUGAGUCAUGCUUGGGUAGCUCAGUUGGUAGAACACUUGCCCGCGAAAGGCAAAGGUCCCAAUUUCGAGUCUCGGGCCGGCACACAGUUUCAAUUUGCCAGGAAGUUUAAAGUGUAAAGUAGUUGGUGCUGGUUUCAUACUCGCUGUUUAUGCGAAUUCAGUGCAGCUCAGUUAUUGUACUCUGCACUUUCUUUUAAAUGCUAGUUAUCUAACUUUAAAGAGAAUAGUUAUAUGAUAUGAAGUGGACUUGGAAAGGACAAUGUUUAGAAAAUAAACAGGUGUGCAAUAAUUCAUUGGGACCUUCCUGUAGAUCAUACAAUGUUUUGGUAUGCUAUUUACAUUUUGAUGAGGUGCUUUAGCAGGAAUAGUGCCAACCUUAGGAGAUAGCUUACCUUCUUCUGUUGACGGGCUUGAGAUCAUAAGUUAUGCUACAUUUUGUGUUACCCCAUAUUGCGUGUAUGAGUUUUACUCUACAUUACUACUUUAUGUGAUUUACAUAUGCGUUGGGUGAGUCACGCAUAUUUCCUAAAGUCUGAGCUUUAAAAAAAUGUCUCAUUUAAGUGUGGAUGAUCUAGUUGCGUAAUGACUGGUGUAAAACUGCUGUAUCUUAGAAGUAAGUGUGUGUGUGUGUGUGUGUGUGUGUGUGUGUGUGUGUGUGUGUGUGUGUGUGUGUGUGAAAAUAUAUAGUUGUACAUAUAAUUUACUGCUUUUCAGAACUUUCUGUAACUGUUAUUCUCCAGUUUGAUUGUAAGUGUAAAUAGACAUCGAAUAGUGUAAUUUCUUGGAGGAGUUUUUGUUUUCUCUCUUUAUUAGUUAAAUGUUUAGUUUAAAUAUCAUCCUUUUUAGAGGGUUGUUGACACAUUUUCAUUUAUCAUUAUUAGUGUAGUGUUUUCGAUGUUAUGAGAGACACUCAAAAUUGUGAAAUUUUUGUUGUCCAUUUAUUAUGAAAAAGUUAAGGAAGAGUAAACAUUAAAUCAUUGUAGUAUGUCGUUCAAAGCUGUAUGUCUGGUUCUUCUUUAAGAUACGAUACAGUGAGAUCAGGUUAUAUUUAGAAUUACAUUAAUACCUUCAGCUGUUGGACAUGUCCGAAAGAACACACACACCAUAUCCCUAUAAGAUUAUAUUUAAUUGAAAUAUGAGUUUUUUUUCUUUAUCAGUCACACCAAGCAUUAUUGCAAAGAAAGGGGAGGGGGGGCUGAGAGUUUGCAAUUUCCACUUGUUAAAGCCUUAGUUAUGGACCAAGGAUGUCACACAAAAGACAUGUGAGGCAUUGAAAUUUGCAACUUUGUAAUCAUUUCCUGUAACUGUAGCAACAGUGAAUGCAACAGUCACAGCACUCACUGCUCUGAAAAUCAUUACCAUCUGAUAGUUGGAACAACACGAGCACCCCUAAUGGUGAGAAAGCAAAUGUAAGAUUACUAUUUGUUUUUAAUUAUUUUUCUACUCAAUUAAUGAAAUAAUUGUUAUAUUUUUUCACUCCAAGCAUUCGUAAAUUCAGAGAUGUGAAUGAUUUUGAAAUAAAUGUAUAAACAUCUGGAUCUCACUGAUUAACUGCCAUAAGCUAAAACUUACUCAUGAAGGAAUACUUCUGAAUAUGUAUACCAUUGAAGCUUAUACCAUUGACAUCAAGAGAAUAACAACAUACAUUUCAUCCAUGAGAGGCAUAUUAUUUUGUUGUAGGUUCUUGUUAUGAUAGGCACUUCCCUUGACAAGUAACAGUUUUCAAUGUAGUCUAAUGAUUUGCACUUGCUUACAUUUAACUGAACUUACCAGAGCACAAAUAUUUGUAAAUGUAACUACUUUUGUCUCAAAAGUGAAUUAGUUUAAGAUUCUGGCUAAUUGUGACUCAGAUGUAGCAAUGGUAGUGGAAUUGGUUUCCUCUGUGUUAGGAAAGGGUUUGAUUGUUUGUAACAUUUUAUCCUCACAUAUCUGUAGUUUUCCUUUUAACUGUAGUUGUGGUUGUUUAUAUGGUAUGUUAAAUAAUGUAGGUAUUGCAUUCCAUAAGUUUCCUGCACAUUCACUAAUUUGACUGGAUGUGCAGUGAACAAAAGUUCGUGUUGAGUAUGUAUAUCAUGCCCUCCAUCGAAAGGUCAGAUCUUUUGUUUACUAGUCUUUUUUGUUUUUAAAAGGAAGACAUUCUUCAAGGUUAAAAGAGAGUUAUAAAUAAACACACUGUUUCAUACUUUCCAAGGUCCUGAGGAAACUCAAGAGAGAUAAAUGUGGUGUCAUAUUUAGUUAUUGUCAAUAUUUAUGGCACUACAUAACAUAGUUUUUACAAUGUUACAAAUCAUUAUAAAUGAUACUAUUUGCAUUCAUCCGUUAUUGUAUUCAUAAAGUGUAGCUUGCUGGACACUUAGUGAUGCUGUCACACAGUUGAACAAAAAUUAGUAGAAGUGCCGUGACUGUGUGUGCUAGACUGUGCUGUAGCUAUAGAAAACAUUCCUUUUUUUUAGAUUUCUGUCUUGUGUCCUUUGACAUCUUAUCCCACCAAACCUAUAACCACCUUCCUUUCACUGACAACGUUAAAGGUGGUGCAGAGGUUAAGGCAGAACCAUUGGGCAGUGAUAUAACAAUCCAAAUUUAGGUUUUUCUUGGUUUCUUAAAUACAGAUGAAUUACGCGGUGUUUUCUUUCAAAAGUACAGUCAGUUUCUUUCCCCAUGUUGUUUGAGAUCAUGCUUAGUUUCUAGUGACCUCUUUGUCAGUGGGCUUUUAAACCACUCUUACUAUUUUUUAAACUGCAUCAAAAGGAAAUUUUGCUCAAGAAAACUAUAAAAUCGAGACAAAGUAAUAGCCAAUACUUAGCUUUGCGAAGCAGUCUCAGCACUGCAUAUGGACACACACCAAAGUGCAUGAAACUCUCCUGGCUUUUAGUGCUAUUUGGAAACAGGCAAGGGUUGGGACCUCUUUCCUCCCUGAGGUAGUAACAGGUUUUGAGAGCUAUGAUACUUUCUUGUACUUUUGUGCACAUCUACUGACAGUAGCAAACAAUUACUGUUUAUUUUGAUGUGCAUAGUCAUUAAUUUGAUUUACCUCACUUCUUCCUGGUAAUUUCUCUCUCUCUCUCUCUCUCUCUCUCCCUCUCUCUCUCUCCCUCUCUCCCUCCCUCCCUCCCUCCCUCCCCCUCCCCUCUCCCCCUUUCAAAUCCUCCACUGUCACCCCUCACCUCAGUAAAGGGUCUUAGUUUUUGGGGAUUAUGUUUCACAGCUUCUAUAAAUUGUAGAAAUGACAUAUUGUAAAGUAGCUACUGUGGAUGUCAUGGAUGCAGAAAAACACACAGGUGUAAAGGAUAAUAAAAAAUUGUAGCAAAAUACAAGCAAUACUUAAUUUUUUUGCCAGUAAAACAGAUUUGCAUGUAUAUAUCAUAAGACAAUUAUGUAAUUAUCCAAAGAGUAAACUGGCACAAAAAUAUGUACAUGAUAUAAACAACAUUGUAACGCAUAUAGUAGACAAAAUUGAAAAUAGUGUUACUAUUCUACAUAAAGAAUAAACAGAUAGGUACAGGAAUCUCAGGGAAGAGAUGGGAAUUUUUCUACAUUGUGCUGAAAAUAUAAAUUUCAUUUUGAAUGAGUAACUAGAAUUUGAAAGCAGUAUAUUUGAAAAUUUUCGUGUAUUUUAGUACAAAGAUAAUGCUAAUCAUGAUAGCAAUUCUUUGCCAUUUUAUUUUGUCUAAUCCUUGGAUUGCCAUUCCAUGAAUUUACCUCUGCAUGAGUAAAUAUUAUUUACGAACAUUAUAUUUUUAAAACUGCAUCUUGCAAAAUGCACAGGUAACUUUUGCUGUUGCCAAUUUUUAAGGCUUGUUUGUAUUUUGCUCAAUUUUUUGAACAUUGUGUUCACUUGAUGAUUUUCUUGUAUCCAUGGUGUGUGUAUAGCAGGUACCAAAAUUGGCUAUGCAGUAAAGACUAAGCUGUUCAGCAAUUUAACAUCUUACGUGUACAGCAUCUCAUUUCUGCAAGUCUCCAUUGUUGCUCGUCGCUGUCAUAUUACCAACACCUCGGGUCAGUGGUAAGGCUCUGUUUCAUUUAGAGUAAGGUUAUUCUGAUUGUGAGAAGAGUAAUGUAAUUGUUUAUUAUAAACAAGUGCAGUGAAACACAUACAGUUGAUAAAUUAUUUCAUUUGCCAUUUAUUUAUGUUUUAUGAGAAAUUAGAAAGUAUUGGAAGAUAAGAGAAAGGAUACAAGUAGAUGCGCAUUGUAGAACACUGAAUCCAAAAAAUUCUCAAGAUAGAGCAUGGGAAUAGAAACUGAAAGUAUGUUGUUUCUAAUGUACAACUGUAACCUCGUAAGUACAACUGAUUUAGUUUUAUAUAUCGCUCCCAAUAUGUUUUAAAUGGUUGAAGAUAUCUAAACGAGAUUGUUGAGAAGUGGUUCUGCAUUAAAGGGUUACUAUUUGUCACACAGUUGGCAAUGUCAUAUUUUUAUUUAUUGAUGAGCUGAAGUAAUUCUUUUAAAAUGGAAUGUCAGCUUUUAUUUGUAAUAUUAAGCAAAACAAAAGUGAAGCUCUGUAUUUUACAUGAUGGGCCAAUUGGGAUUUGACUGAUUGUCAUGUUGUCCACUGGCAAUGGCGUCAUGGAACAUGAUACGGAGGAACGUGGGGUCGGCACACCACUCUCCGAGCCACUGUUGGCUCAGUCUCUGAGCUGCUACUACUCAAGUAGUUUCUCAGCUGGCAUCACAAGGCUGAGUUAAUCCUGUUCCAAUCCUCCCACCUGGGGAAUAUACACGGGAGCACCAGGAAUCGAACCCGGGCACUCUGCAUAGAAGCCACGCACACUGACUGCUGAGCUUCAUAGGCAGAUUUUAAUAUUGUAAAGUUUACUCCUAUAGAUAAUAUUGAUCUGGUGUUUGUUCGGCUAGCAUUUACUUUGUGCAAAAGGCAUUGGAGGCCUGGACAAUGUGAAACAGUUACUCCUGCUUUUCUACACGAAGAUCAGACAUAAGAACAGAACAUGCAAUGUUAAAACCUUUGGCCUAUACAUUUUUUUUUUAAUUUGCAGAAAGUUUCACUACAGGCUGUGUAUCACUACUGUCUUCUUCUUGAGGACUCCUAAGACUACUAUUGAGAAUUAUAUAUGAUUUCCUUUAAAAAAAACUUCAGUUUCAAUGUACAUGUGAACCAUUCAUCAAAAUAUGUAUGUCUUUUUUAGACAUUGGAUUUCAUGAAAACCGAUUUGUAAAACACUGAAAUGAGCAAGAAAUAUUGGAGCAUUUGUGUUUCUAAGUGUGUGUUUCUGCCUCACAUUCGUUUGUUCUGAAACAUGGACAAUAUUUGGCCCCAAAACUCAUCUUUCGCCCACGAGGUGGUGUUUGUUUGUGCACUACGUUUGUAACAUUCAUCAUUAUUCACAUGGAAACUUAAUAGAUUUUAUUGUUAAUAAUAAGUAGUGAAAAUAUUUGCUAUUAUGCUGAAAACAAUUUUCUUGAAAGAGUACUUCUGUUUGUAGUAAGGAAACUGGCAAAAGCUAAGACACUAUUCAUGUGUUUCAUAUCUUGCCAGUUUCUUUACAACACACAAUUACUCCUUUAAGAAAUAUGUAGUUUGAAGCAGCUGUUCUUUAUUAUUGUAUGAAAUACAUAGUUGGUUUUCUCAUAAAUUCACAGGUAUUUCAUUUUGUUACAUAUUUAUUUGAAAUGCUGCACUAAAUUUUGUCAAUUCCGUAUAAGUGUUCAUUGGAGGUCGCUUUAUGAAAUAGUUUGUACGUGUUUCUGUAAAUUGUAAAGCCUUUGAAAUUUGUAACACUGGCAUUAUGUGCUUAUUUUCUUGCAGCUUUGGUGAAGUCCAAACUGUUGUUGUAAGACAUUUGCAUAUGUUAAGCACUUUUAUCUCAUUGUGAUGGUGUAAAUGUAUUUCAUUGAACUUUGAAGAAAUAUUUGUGUGAGCCAUGUAAACAAAAAAUGCUAUUGUGGUGCUGCUUUUAAUAAAGCACUUUGGGAUGUCGAGAAUCUGCUCUCGAGUACUGGAAUUUACUUUCCCAGAUUUUUCCUGCGAAAAUCAUUUUUGCGCAUUUCUAUAUGCUGGAGAACAUUGCGAUUCCCAGCUGGAUAGCAGAACGUGGCUACAGUGUCUGCCGCAACAGUUCGCAACAGUUGCUGUGUUGUGGAGAUUGGGAUCCUUGUGUCUGCCCAUGUACACUGUUUCACAUUCAAUAGUUUUAUAUUGUUUACUUUGUCAGUAUUGUCUAUACUGGUACCUGAAUUGUAGAUUAGUUUGAACUUUGUUAUAAAAACCUGUUAUACAUGCUAUGUUAAUGGUAUUGUUUUGAGCUGAAAAAAUAAAAGCUGGCUUUUUGCUCUUUAGCUA